AAAACUGGGUCUAAUCAGUAAACAACUAGAACUCAAAAGUGAGAAUCGGAGAAAGCAAGAAGACGAAAACAGACCACAGAAAUCGAACAACUACGCAAUGCAAACUCUUCUAUCGCCGGCACCGUGCUCCGGCAAAUUCACGGCAGCGCCACUCUCAAUCUCAGCCAUUUCCGUCCCUCGUCUUCCCCGAACAAUUCUGAAGCAAAAUUCUACGCCCUCACUCCCUCUUAAAUUGAAUAGUUCUUCUCCCUCUUUCAGUUCCUUCAUUUCUCAUCGUUCAUGGAAGCUUCCCUUCACCGCAACCGCUUCUUCUCAAUCCUCUCCAGCUUUCGCUCCUUCCAACGAAGAAUCAGAAAAAGCAAAACUCGAUCAGGUGGCGAAGAGAUUGGAAAAAACUGCAAGGCAUUUUAAGCGAUUAGGUAGCUUAGGGUUUUGGGGUCAGCUAGUUUGCACUAUUGUAUCAGCCGUCAUACUAUCGUUUUCCGUUGUUGUUACCGGAAAAGUUACGUCUCCGGCAACUUUUUAUGCUACUGCUGGUGGAAUAGCAGCUGCGUUUAUUUCAGUGUUUUGGUCAUUUGGCUAUAUUCGCCUCUCUGAGAGGCUUCGUAGAACUGCAAAUGAUCCUACCAAGGCACCCCCUCGAUCUGAUGUAGUUAAAAGCUUACAAAAUGGUAUAGCAUUGAACCUUUUGGGGAUGGGAUCUGCUAUUCUUGGGAUGCAAGCCACGGUUGGAUUCUUAGUUGCAAAGGCUCUUACUACCUCUGCCAACCCAUAUUAUCAAGGAAUCGCUCCUGGUUCAAGCCCUGUUCUCGCAUUAGAUGUCUUUUUGGUGCAGGCUUCGGCAAACACAAUCCUUUCUCAUUUCCUUGGGCUUCUUUUCUCACUGGAGUUGUUGAGAUCAGUCACAUUACCGCCGUCAGAAGCUCUUCCAUUUCUGAAGUUUGCAUAAGCUUUUUAAGGCCGUCUUCGUUGGUGGUUGACAUCUUAUAUUUCCAAGUUGAAAAGAAUCUGUGCAAUGUUGUUAAUAAAAAUGAAUCAUGAUAACGCUUCAGCAAUUCAAGAUCCAUGGGCAGAUUAUCACAGUGGCAGGAGUUUACUGUCUAUCUGCAGUUUGGACAUGUUUUGGUUCUAACAUUAUCACCCUCAUAACUUGUCUGAUGUAAGUGUCAAAUGAAGAACUUGCAAAAUGCAACUUUGAAAUUAUUUGCAUAUUCGACCGGUGAUGCAAUAUCAGGGUUUUUUGUAGUAUCUUUUUUUGUAUUCAAAAUACUUGUUUGAUAAGGGACGCGGAGAAUUUAUAUCUUAGGAGCAAUUUUACCUGCUAGAGUCACAUUUUGCA
Medicago truncatula (barrel medic) is the source of this 1339-nucleotide messenger RNA. RefSeq names its product protein TIC 21, chloroplastic. The coding region runs from base 98 to 949 and encodes 283 amino acids. The record is from RefSeq and is a predicted model, not a curated record. The transcript is spliced from 5 exons. Lineage: Eukaryota; Viridiplantae; Streptophyta; Magnoliopsida; Fabales; Fabaceae.